AAUUGUGGCGAGAGCGUGGAGGAGCAGAGGUGUGGGGGGAAGAAAAGGGGGCGGGUGGUGGUAAGCGCAGCGAUUUCUUCUUCUUCGCCUGGUUUCUUUUCCGCCGCCGCCGUCGGGGUUGUCGUCUUGGUGUUUUGUGAGGAGGAAGAGGAAGGGAGAGGGGGAACAGGAGAAAGGAGGAGGGACAGCUUGCCGAAGACUCAAACUCCGACUUUCUCUCUGGCGCUCUAUUGUUCUCGCUCUUUUCUUGUCUCUCGUUUGUUGCUGGCUUUUUGUUGCUGGCUUUCUGAAGUAGAGAGGGCGCUCGCGGAGAUACUGUCGCUCCCUUUUCGAGUUAUUGCCAAAAUCGAGGACUGCAAUGCUAGUCGAACUCAAGAGGAAGUUGUUUAUUGCUAUUACCUUCUUCCACUUCCUUCUGCCACUACAGGCAAAGAAAGAUCUUGACUGAAGGUUGUAUGUGUAGAAUUGAAAAAGAGGACCUCCUAAAGUCUUGGAGAAGGUUUAGUUGCUACAGAGAAGUAAAGAUAAACGCAAGAAAAUUUUGUUAAGCUGCCAGCUGGGAAGACUGCACUAGAGAGGUUAAGCUUUUCCCUACUUGAUUGAGCAGCUCUGACUUGGCAUUUCUUGCUUCUGCUACCAAAAGAUUGGUGGAUUAUUAGAAGUUCUGGAAGACAUGUCAUCCUUAAGCAGGGAACUUGUCUUCCUUAUCCUACAGUUCUUGGAUGAGGAGAAAUUCAAGGAAACGGUGCAUAAGUUGGAACAAGAAUCUGGGUUCUUUUUCAAUAUGAAACAUUUUGAGGAUCAAGUUCAAGCAGGGGAAUGGGAUGAGGUGGAAAGAUAUUUGGGUGGAUUUACAAAGGUUGAAGAUAAUCGUUACUCCAUGAAAAUAUUUUUUGAGAUAAGAAAGCAGAAGUACCUUGAAGCUCUUGAUAGACAAGACCGGGCAAAAGCAGUUGAGAUCCUUGUGAAAGAUCUUAAAGUGUUUGCUUCGUUCAAUGAAGAGCUGUUCAAGGAAAUCACUCAACUUCUUACACUUGAUAACUUCAGGCAUAAUGAACAACUCUCCAAGUAUGGGGAUACAAAGUCAGCCCGCAAUAUCAUGCUUUUAGAGCUCAAAAAGUUGAUUGAGGCAAAUCCACUAUUCCGAGACAAGCUUGUUUUUCCAUCAUUUAAAGCAUCUCGCCUUCGGACAUUGAUUAACCAAAGUCUGAAUUGGCAGCACCAACUGUGCAAGAAUCCACGGCCGAACCCGGACAUAAAGACACUUUUUGUUGAUCACUCAUGCUCACCUACCAAUGGUACACGAGCACCACCUCCUGCAAACAGCCCUCUUGUAGGAGCAAUUCCUAAAGCUGGGACAUUUCCUGCAAUUGGUGCACACAAUCCAUUUCAGACUGUUGUUUCAGCAUCUCCUAGUGCAAUUGGAUGGAUGACAAAUCCUGCUCCCACCAUGCAACAUCCUGCUGUGGCUUCUGGACCAGCAGGUCUUGUUCAGCCUCCAAAUGCUGCUGCAUUUCUGAAGCACCCAAGAACUCCUCCUGGUGCUACUAGUAUGGAUUAUCAAUCAGCUGAUUCAGAGCAUUUGAUGAAGCGGAUGAGAACUGGCCAACCAGAUGAGGUUUCAUUCUCAAGCUCUGCUCAUCCUCAGAACAUUUAUUCACAAGAUGACCUUCCAAAGACCGUUGUGAGGACACUUAACCAAGGGUCCAAUGUAAUGAGCAUGGACUUCCAUCCACAACAACACACCAUUCUUUUAGUUGGAACAAAUGUUGGUGAUAUUGCAAUCUGGGAAGUGGGAUCAAAGGAAAGAAUAGCACAUAAGACUUUCAGGGUGUGGGACGUCUCUGCCUAUUCUUUGACGCUUCAGACAUCAUUGAUGAAGGAUGCUACUAUAUCUGUAAAUCGUUGUGUGUGGGGCCCAGAUGGUUCUAUACUUGGUGUUGCAUUCUCCAAGCACAUUGUUCAGACGUACAUGUACACCCCCACUGGUGAACUGAGGCAACACUUAGAGAUUGAUGCCCAUGCUGGUGGAGUCAAUGAUAUUGCUUUCUCCCUGCCCAACAAGCAACUCUGCAUAAUCACAUGUGGUGAUGAUAAGACAAUCAAGGUUUGGGAUGCUUCUGGAGGUCGUAAGCUUUAUGUCUUUGAAGGCCAUGAAGCCCCAGUUUAUUCUGUAUGCCCACAUCAUAAAGAAGCAAUUCAGUUCAUUUUCUCUACUGCUAUUGAUGGAAAAAUCAAAGCAUGGUUGUAUGAUACCAUGGGAUCCAGAGUUGACUAUGAUGCUCCUGGCCACUGGUGUACGACUAUGGCAUACAGUGCAGAUGGAACAAGGCUCUUUUCUUGUGGGACUAGCAAAGAAGGUGACUCCCACCUAGUAGAGUGGAAUGAGAGUGAAGGAUCAAUAAAAAGAACAUAUUCUGGGUUUAGAAAACGAUCUUUAGGUGUCGUUCAGUUUGACACAACACGGAAUCAUUUCUUAGCAGCUGGUGAUGAAUUCCAAAUCAAGUUCUGGGAUAUGGAUAAUAGCAACAUUUUAACAACAACAGAUGCUGAAGGAGGAUUGGCGGCUAGUCCUCGAUUGAGAUUCAACAAAGAAGGUUCGUUACUUGCCGUUACAACUGCUGACAAUGGCAUCAAAAUAUUGGCAAAUAGUGAUGGGCAGAGACUUAUCAGGAUGCUAGAGAGCAGAGCUUUUGAAGGCCCUAGAGGUCCCUCUGAAUCAAUGAACACUAAGCCUCCAAUUGUCAAUGCACUGGCUCCCAUUUCAAAUGCCAAUUCCUCUCUUGUUUCUGUGCUUGAACGUACUGAGAGAAUUCCAUCGGCCGUGUCAAUGAACAAUUUGACUGCAGUUGACAACACGAGAACACCUGAUAUUAAACCAAGGAUCUCAGAAGAUGGACUGGACAAGAUCAAAAGUUGGAAAUUGGCUGAUAUUGUUGAGUCAGCACAACUUAAGGCCUUGCGGUUGCCUGACCCCUUGACUGCAAGCAAGAUUGCAAGAUUGAUAUACACAAACUCAGGUGUAGCAAUCUUAGCCCUUGCCUCCAAUGCUGUUCAUAAGUUGUGGAAAUGGCAGAGAUGUGAUAGAAGCCCAUCUGGCAAGUCUACUGCUUCUAUUGCACCUCAGCUAUGGCAACCUGCAAGUGGAAUUCCUAUGACUAAUGACACAAGUGAUGCUAAUUCCACAGAAGAAUCUGCUGCAUGUAUUGCUUUGUCUAAGAACGAUUCUUAUGUCAUGUCUGCAUCCGGCGGGAAGGUUUCCCUCUUUAAUAUGAUGACAUUCAAGGUUAUGACGACUUUCAUUGCACCUCCUCCAGCUGCUACUUUUCUAGCAUUCCAUCCUCAGGAUAACAAUAUUAUUGCAAUAGGAAUGGAUGAUUCGACAAUCCAAAUAUACAAUGUCAGAAUAGACGAGGUUAAAACCAAGCUCAAGGGCCACCAGAAGAAGAUUACCGGUCUUGCAUUUUCACAGUCCAUGAAUGUAUUGGUAUCUGCUGGUGCUGAUGCACAGCUAUGUGUCUGGAGCAUAGAUUUGUGGGAGAAGAAGAAGUCAAGGUUCAUCCCGGCUCCUCCUGGACGCCCAUCCCCGUUGGUUGGAGAGACAAGGGUUCAAUUUCACAAUGAUCAGACUCACUUAUUAGCUGUUCAUGAAACUCAGAUAAUCAUCUAUGAUGGGAAACUCGAGUGUCUGCGAUCUUGGACCCCGAGGGACUCACUCUCAGCACCCAUUUCAAGUGCCAUCUACUCGUGUGACGGUUUGCUGAUUUAUACUGGGUUUUGUGAUGGUGCAGUUGGCGUCUUUGAGGCAGAGUCUCUAAGAUUACGGUGUCGCAUCGCACCAUCAUCCUAUAUCCCACCUUCAGUUUCUAGCAGUGGCGGACAUCCUACCGUGAUUGCUUCUCAUCCAUCCGAGCCUAAUCAAUUUGCUCUUGGCAUGAGCGAUGGGGCAGUUUACGUGAUAGAGCCUCUGGAAACGGAACCGAGAUGGGGGUCGCCACUUCCUCAUGACAAUGGUGGUCUUCCUUUGCCCUUGAAUCCGUCGUUGACGAGCCCGGUAUCAGAACCUCCUUCCAGGUGACAAGCGCCUCUGCCCUUAUGUUUCGCUGACGGAACGGAUGAACCAGUAAAGUAAAUGAAGGUGGCCACUGGAAGCAGCAAAAGUGUUGCUGCCACAGGCUCCGUCGUGAAAUUUUCUUCCUGGCGAUUCACCUUUUUUUUUUCUGAGCCAUCGCCAUGCUUCCGGGGGCCUUUUGUCGGUCCCUGGGAAGUGUAAAGUUUUCAGGCAUUCACCUGGUAAAUAGUGUAGCCCCAAUACCCCUGUUGCUAAUGUACAUCGAAGAAGAAGAAGAUACCAUAUGUAAUCCAUGUAGGUGAGAGUUUGUUCCUUUGUUCCUUUAAGCGAUUUAAGGUUGGUUUAUGUAAUGCUUGUAUGGCAUCUUAACUCAAAGAGUUUAUUGAUAUGUUUCAAUUGCUAAUUUUUAUUACAUUCCUAA
Messenger RNA from Nymphaea colorata (pocket water lily), 4493 nucleotides. RefSeq names its product protein TOPLESS-RELATED PROTEIN 2-like. The coding region runs from base 674 to 4078 and encodes 1134 amino acids. Gene Ontology annotation, molecular function: protein binding. The transcript is spliced from 26 exons. Gene Ontology annotation, biological process: regulation of DNA-templated transcription. Lineage: Eukaryota; Viridiplantae; Streptophyta; Magnoliopsida; Nymphaeales; Nymphaeaceae. The record is from RefSeq and is a predicted model, not a curated record.